Linum tenue is the source of this 207-nucleotide messenger RNA. The record is from the annotation of a GenBank genome assembly. NCBI's taxonomy places the organism in Eukaryota, Viridiplantae, Streptophyta, Magnoliopsida, Malpighiales, Linaceae.
CUGCAACCUAGAAGCGUCGCGCAAAGAAUCUUCAUCGGCCGUAGAUUGCAGAAUCACUCCCUCUUCCGUCGCUCGUCGCUCCUUCUACGCCUCGUCAAACUCAAAUCCCGGUCUUCCCCUCAAUCCAAUUCCCUCAACGAUGUCUUCUCCAGUCAUCCUCCCAUUUCCAACUCAUUGUCCCGCUCUUUACCACCUCCUCAUUUUGCC